Messenger RNA from Mucor velutinosus, 897 nucleotides. RefSeq lists its product as uncharacterized. Gene Ontology annotation, biological process: phospholipid biosynthetic process; regulation of transcription by RNA polymerase II; endoplasmic reticulum unfolded protein response. Gene Ontology annotation, cellular component: nucleus; endoplasmic reticulum. The coding region runs from base 1 to 897 and encodes 298 amino acids. The record is from RefSeq and is a predicted model, not a curated record. Gene Ontology annotation, molecular function: transcription corepressor activity. The transcript is spliced from 2 exons. Lineage: Eukaryota; Fungi; Mucoromycota; Mucoromycetes; Mucorales; Mucoraceae.
AUGGAUUACAGACAAAGAAAAAAUCACAAAGCCUCUUCACGUAGCACUUCACCUGCAAGAUCGAUAGCGGCACCAUAUUCUACCCACCAUCCUCACCCCACCACGUCAAGCACAGCGGCACCACCUACUGUGAGUCGAUGGCAACAAUUGGUAAUGGGAGCUGGAUCAGCCGCAGGUACAACAGCAGCAGUCAUUAGCGAAGAUUCAAUGAAAUGUCUCAAGUAUUGUUUAAGCUGGCUGAAAUACGCCAUUCAACACAUUGAGCAGCAGAUGGCUGUCUUGAAGAGUUAUCUCGUUUCUCUAGCCACAACAAAAUCCUCCUCAUCCACAUUAGCGGUCAACAAUAACACCACCAACAAUCGAUCUGUAUUAUCAGGCAUCAAAAAAGACAUUGUAGAAACAUUGAGAAAAGUAGUCGAGGUCAUUACAAAAUAUGCAGGUGCAUCAUUACCUUCGCAAUCAAGACAAUCAGUUCGAGGAUUCAUACUUAAUUUACCUGGGAAAUGGGCAUCCUUGAACGAUAUAAGAUCAACAACCAAUUCACCUGCUGGAUCGCCCAUGUUGGGUCCCAGAUCUUCCGCUUCAUCAUCCUUCUCAUCAGUUUCCUCCUCCCUUCACCAGGACACAAGACAAGAAGAAGCAGCUGUCAGAUUACUGGAGUUUGGGCAGGAGUCAGUAGACAUGCUAAACUCAGUUUCUACAGUGUUUUCUGAUACAGUAGAUCGAGCUGAAUUAUGGAUUGAUCGUUUGAAGAUGGUACCUGGCAUGAAUAACAGCAAUAGUAACGCUACCAGAAACAACAAUAACGACAUGGAAGGCAUCCGGUUACCACCUAUCCGAACAUUGGAUGUGCCAAACAACUCAUUUGAUCAUAAUAACAAGUUUGAACAACGUUGA